Messenger RNA from Sphenostylis stenocarpa, 930 nucleotides. NCBI's taxonomy places the organism in Eukaryota, Viridiplantae, Streptophyta, Magnoliopsida, Fabales, Fabaceae. The record is from the annotation of a GenBank genome assembly.
AUGGCGGGGUUGUUCUCAUUAGGCGGAGGUCGAGGGAGUAGCAACAACCAGCAAGACAACACUACAACCAACAACGAGAUUCCUGCAGCGGAGACCCUAUACUGGUACAGCAAAAACGACGACGUUUCGUCCUACCGAGGGUUCGAGCUAUGGAACCAGCAGCAGGAGCAGCAUGUGAUGCCCCCGCAUGCGCGCCCCCUCCAGCAGCGAGAUCUUUACUCCUCCGGUGUGGGGCCCAGCCGAGGCGUCUCGGAUGAUCACUCGUCGUCAAGAUCGGCGUUUGUGGCGAUGCGUGCGGCAGAGGGCGGAAUAAGCUGCCAGGACUGCGGAAACCAAGCCAAAAAAGAUUGCCCUCACAUGCGGUGCAGAACGUGCUGCAAGAGCAGAGGCUACGAGUGCCAAACCCAUGUCAAAAGUACUUGGGUUCCCGCUUCCAAACGCCGCGAGCGUCAGCAACAGCUAGCGGCGUUGCAAGAGCAACAACAGCAACAACAGAGAGACCUUUCCAAACGGCCAAGAGACCCAACCGCUUGCACUCGUUUGCCCUCGUCAGAAGGGUUAGAAGAAGGGCAUUUUCCUUCUGUGGUGAGUUCUCCUGCUGAGUUCAGGUGCGUGAGGGUUAGCUGCGUGGAGGAUGCUGAUGACAAGUAUGCGUAUCAAACGGCUGUGAACAUUGGGGGACAUGUGUUCAAAGGAAUCCUUUAUGACUAUGGUCCUGAGAAUAGCAAUAAUAACAACAGUAAUAAUAGUAAUAAUUACAUGGCUGGGGAGACCUCUGGUGUUGUUGGAGCUCAGCCCUUGAACCUCACUGCUUCUGGCGUUGUCUCUUCUUCUGGGGCACUUGUUGAUCCUUCCUCCAUGUAUUCAGCUCCAGUCAACACUUUCAUGGGUGGCAGCGGUACGCAAUUCUUCCCUCACACAAGAUCUUGA